Messenger RNA from Rhinocladiella mackenziei CBS 650.93, 9531 nucleotides. RefSeq lists its product as uncharacterized. The record is from RefSeq and is a predicted model, not a curated record. NCBI's taxonomy places the organism in Eukaryota, Fungi, Ascomycota, Eurotiomycetes, Chaetothyriales, Herpotrichiellaceae. Gene Ontology annotation, cellular component: extrinsic component of membrane. Bases 1 to 9531 code for a protein of 3176 amino acids. Gene Ontology annotation, biological process: mitochondrion organization; protein targeting to vacuole; protein retention in Golgi apparatus. The transcript has 2 exons.
AUGUUGGAAAGUUUGGCUGCCAACCUUCUCAAUCGGUUCUUGGGCAUGUAUGUCAAGAACUUCGACCCUAAACAGCUCAAUGUCGGUAUUUGGUCUGGAGAUGUCAAAUUGAGAAAUCUUGAACUCAGACGAGAGGCUCUUGAUCAGUUACAUUUGCCCCUCAACGUCGUGGAAGGCCGCCUGGGUGAGCUCACCUUAUCAAUACCAUGGUCCAAUCUGAGGGGGAAACCUGUCAGAAUCGACAUCGAAGACGUGUUCCUACUCUCGGCACCGAAGGAGGAAGUCGACUAUGAUCCCGAAGAGGAAGAGCGGCGUGCGGUAGCGGUUAAGCUUGAGAAGCUUGAGAGCGCUGAAUUACUGAAAGAGCGAAACACCGAGAGCAUGAGUCCGGAGGAGCAGCAGAAAAAUCAAAGUUUCACCCAAAGCCUGGUUACGGCGAUUGUCGACAACCUCCAAGUCAGCAUCAGGAAUGUCCACAUUCGGUACGAAGAUUCAAUAGCCACCCCUGGCCAUCCCUUCGCCGUGGGACUGACCUUGAAGGAGAUGAGUGCCGUCAGUACUGAUUCCGAGUGGCACCCCACUUUCAUCCAAUCUACCUCUGGCACCACUCACAAACUUGCCGUUCUGAACUCGUUAGCGCUCUAUUGGAACAGUGACGCAGAUCUCUUCGGACCGGGGAAGGGCGGCGAUGUCGGUGCAGAAGCGCAAGAAACCGACAAGGAUGAGAUGAUAAGACGAUUCAGAGAAGGAAUCGAAGACACGGGCAAUUCACAGUAUCUCCUGAAACCGGUCAGUGGUCGAGCAGGAAUUGAAAUGGACAAAACCGGCAAAAUUGACAGACCGAGGAUCAAAGCACGCCUUCUCUUCCACGAACUCGGAUUUAUUCUCGACGAAGAUCAGUAUCGCGAUGCUUUGAUGCUUGUUGACCUCAUGCACUAUUUCGUCCGUCAUCAAGAAUACAAAAAAGAUCAACCGGGGAAGAGUCCGAAAGAAGACCCAAGGGCUUGGCUCAAGUUUGCCGGGACUGCCGUAUUGAACAAGAUUCAUGAUCGAAAUCGAAAAUGGACCUGGGACUACUUCAAGGAACGCAGAGACACUCGGCAAAAAUACAUUGACCUGUUCAAGAAAAAGAAGAGGGAGAGUUUGACCGAACUGGAAAUGAAAGAUCUGGCUGACUUGGAGUAUCGCUUGAGCUAUGAAGACCUGCGAUUCUGGAGAUCCCUUGCCCGCAGCCAGCUCAGAAAAGAGAACGUCAGAGUCGAGAAGCCUGCUCAAAAGCAAACGUGGUCAUCCUGGAUUUGGGGCUCCAAUCCUGCAGAAGACCAGAAUGAUGACGAAGCAGGCAUGACGGAGGAACAGCGUCAGGAACUGUACAAUGCCAUCGACUGGGAUGAGAAGAAGGCCAUUGCGGACAGCGUGGAUUUGCCUCGAGAGACCGUUAAGCUUCAGCUCGAGUCAAGCCUCAGGACAGGAAGCUUCACAUUGAAACGUGACCCUCAUGGCCAAGGAAAUGAGGUUCUCAAACUCGUCUUUGACAACUUCCGAGCGAAGGCCCUUCAACGACCCGAUUCACUCUUGGCUGAUCUGGCUCUUGGUGGUUUCCGAGUCUACGACGGCACAACAGCGGGAAGCUUGUUUCCCCAGAUCGUCAAAGUCAAAGGAGUGGAGGAACAACCCAAAGACGAGCUCCACGACGACACCGAUGAAGAUUUGGACGAGAAAAGUUCAGCUGACGAGGAUGCGACAGAAAGGCAAGAGACCGAAGACAGUCUGUUCCAUUUGAUAUUCGAAAACCGUCCUCUGGACGAGAGUGCCGACACCAAAGUCCUGUUGAAGCUGAAAAGCCUCGAAUUUAUUCACAACCCGAAGUUCGUCGUCGAGAUUGCCAAAUUCUUCAAACCGCCAGAACGACAGAUGGAAUCCAUCGGUGCUUUGCUGGAGACUGCCGGAGCUACAGUGGAAGAGAUACGUCAACAAACUCGAGCAGGCCUGGAAUUCGCACUGGAAGAACAUAAAACGAUCAAUGCGAACCUGGACAUUCAAGCACCCAUAUUCAUCAUCCCGGAGAGCAUCACGGAAGAGAGUACUCUUUGCAUGAUUCUGGACGCCGGUCAUGUGAGCCUCAACAGUGAACUUGUCGACAAGGAGACCCUGCGGGAUAUUCAUUCCAAACAAAAACAAAAAUACACCGAAGAGGACUUCAAACAACUCGAAGGUUUAAUGUACGACAAGUUCCACGUGAAGCUCGAUUCGACUCAAGUCCUUAUUGGACCCGGCAUCGAGGCCACAAGGGCGCAAUUAGAAGACCAAGACGAUUCCAAAAACAUGCACAUCAUUGAUCGCAUCAACAUGGCAUUUCUUCUCGAGAAUUCAAUCGUUCCCAAGGCUCCAGGCAUAACCAAGAUCCGGAUAUCCGGCACAAUGCCUGUUCUCCACGCAUCCAUCUCGGACAAGAAGUACAAGAGUCUCAUGAGGCUCUUGGAAGUGGCGAUUCCUAAAUUUGACACCCCCGAGCCACAGCCACACGGCGCCUCGCAUGAGCCGGCUGGAGAGCUCAGGCCCGUGGAUGACAAAAAGGGGAAGAGGGAAUUAGUACAGCUCCUUGGGGCCAAGGAAAUGCCCGUCAUUGACCACGAUUCGGAUUCUGAAGACGCCCCGGUUCCAAAAAGAAGCAAGUCGGAAACUCCGGCAAAUAUCCAUCAACGAAACUUCGAGAUCAACUUCACCGUCGGGAAGCUACAGGCCUCACUCUAUAAUGCAGAUCCAGACGGGAAGAAGCCGGAUCAAUUACUGGUGGAGCUGGUCGCGGAGCAUUUUUUCUUCGGCUUCUAUCUCCGGCCUUCCGACAUGGUGGUAGAGGUGCUCCUCCGCUCUUUGACAGUUGACGAUCAUAUUGAAGAAGAACCACUACCAGAGUUCAAGCAGAUCAUCUCUUCCAAAGGGUUCAAGGCAGAGGAAGGCAAAGACUUGUUCAACCUCAAAUUUGUUAAAGUCAGUCCUGAAUCACCAGAAUUUCAAUCCACGUAUGAAGGAAUUGCUACGAAUCUUGACGUGUCUGUGUCAACCAUCAAUAUUAUAGUGACCAGACGGACGCUCCUGACGCUGCUCGAUUUCGUCCUCAUGACAUUUGCAGGCCCAGGAGGUCAACAGCAAGAACAGCUUGACCAGAGGAAAGAAGAGAAUAACCUAGAGAUUCAGGUUGAAGAGGCGCAACCUGCCAAACCGCAGUCCGACAAAAUUAGGAUCAAAGCCCGGCUGACUAGUAUUGCCAUGAUCCUGAACAAUGAUGGUGUUCGACUGGCCACAUUGUCUUUGAAUUCUGGCGAUGUUGGAAUCUUCCUCGAUGCAGGGACAAUGCAGGUCAAAGCAAGACUGGGUAGUCUCUCCUUGAUUGAUGAUGUCAAUCAAGGAGCGCCUGAAAAUUCACCAUUGCGCCGGCUCAUCGCCAUUGAAGGGGACGACUUGGCGGAUUUUAAAUACCAAACUUUCGAUGCUUCUCGGAAAGACUAUCCCGGCUAUGACUCGAGGAUAUACUUGCGCUCCGGGUCCAUCAAAGUCAAUUUUCUGGAGGAGCCAUUCCGCAAGAUCAUGGAGUUUGGUGUCAAGUUUGGAAAAAUGCAGGCUCUUUUCAAUGCUGCCAGGCAAGCGGCCGCAAAUCAAGCUACACAGGUCCAGGAAAGUGCCCAGAAGAUGCAUUUCGAUGUGUUUGUCAAAACCCCUAUUCUUAUCUUUCCCCGGGCCAUGGUUGACGAUCGGCCCCGCGACCUCCUCACCGCGUACCUCGGUGAAAUCUACGCCAAAAAUCGGUUUGUCGGAGUUCCAGGGCAAAAGGAUGGACUCCUGGUGAACAAGAUAUCAGCGGGCAUAAGACAUAUCCGCCUCAUAACCGAAUUCCACUUCGAGGAUGGAACGUCCCAGGAACUGGAGAUGAUUGAUGAGAUGGACUUGGAUUUCAAGAUCAGAUAUCUUGAGCAUCAAGCCGGACUUGAGACGCCAGAUCUGGAAAUCAAUGGUUCGAUGUCCCCUAUCAAUUUGAGAAUAUCUCAGGCUCAAUUUAAGUUUCUGAUGGAGCUGUCAAAGACCAUACCAGCAGCGUUCGCCACCGAGGACGAAUCGGAGGUCGAAAUCGCGGAAGAGCUGCCAACGUCUAUCGCAGGAACAACUAAAGAAGCACCGUCGGAAAAAGACGUGGCCGAAAAGCCUGCUCGGCCAUCAUUCCAAGGUCCUGAGCUUGGAUCGAGCACCGAGACAUGGACCAAGCUCAGUUUGGCGUUCAAAGCCCCAAUGAUUGGUCUGGAGCUCAUUUUAGCCGAGGAUGAUGAGCCUAUUGAAAAUUUCGAAGCCGCCAGCAUCUCAAAAUUCUCUUUGAACGAGACCAAUGUCAAAUUGAGAAUGGUCAGCGAUGGUGCAUUGGAAGCAGAACUUCUUAUCCACUCCUUCACGAUCCGUGACAGUCGUACCAAGGAGACCAACAAGUUCCGAAAGAUAAUGUCACUAAUCAAUAGCGAUGUGCAACAACAGUUUAUGGCCAGCGUCUCAAUCUCAGGUGGGGAAGACCGACACACGAUUGUGAUACUCACGAUCGACAGUCCUCGGAUUAUUGUUGCUUUGGAUUAUAUCUUUGCGCUUCAGGCCUUUGCUAAUGCAGCUCUACGGUCAAAUGAGCCUCCACCGAUCGCGGAGGUGGAAGAUUUAACCGAUCAAAGCGAGGAUACUCCCAUAGAACGACAGGAACCGAGUCAAGUGAGGACUGUGGAUGCGGAAUCAGACACAAGCUCUUCGAUGAACCUGUCAUUCCGGAUCAACAUUGUGGAUGCCCAGAUCAUUCUCAUUGCAAAUCCGGCAAUCUCCAACACCGAGGCCAUUGUUCUCGGCACCAAAGAAGUACUUGCGUCACAACAGAACGCCACAACGCUGCAGAUUACAAAAGUGGGAAUGUUUCUGUGUCGAAUGGACAGAUUUGAAACCAGCCGCCUUCGGAUACUCGACGAUUUCAGUAUUCAAAUGUCGAUGGACAACCGAAGCCAAGGGAAGGAUUCAUCCAUAACCUCGAUUCAUAUCGGUGUCGAACCGCUCGUGCUCCGCCUUUCUCUGCGCGAUAUAUUGCUUGCAAUGCAGAUCGUCAGCAAAGCCUCAUCUACCAUGCUGCAAGCCGAGGUGCAACAAGAUUCAGACCCGAAGAAGCUGAAGGAGGUCACCGGCUCGCCCAAAGCCUCUUCCACGAAACGCAAAUCCACAACGGGAAAAACAUCAACAAUCGCAAAUAGAUCGAAGAGAUCAAAGCCCAUAUCCCAGGACGAGCCCAAACAACCUCUCAAGAAAUCGGCUGUCAUGAGUCGCGAAGAGUUGAUUGCACAAAUUGAGGGUAUCCGAGUGAUUCUGAUUGGAGACUUACAUGAACUCCCGCUUCUGGACUGGAGCGUGAAGAAAUUCGACGUUGAUGUCCGAGACUGGUCUGGUGCGAUGACGGCGGAUACCAAGUUCGACACUUUUAUCAACGUCUAUAAUUUCUCCAAGUCAGCCUGGGAGCCACUCAUUGAACCAUGGAAGUUGGGAUUCCAUAUGUCCAAGCAACUCCAUCCUGACCUUCUCUCGAUGGAAGUAUACUCCCACAAGACGAUGGAACUCACAAUAACCUCAGCAACCAUUGCUCUUGCAUCCAAGUCAUUUGAUGUCCUCUCCACGGACGAGGACAUCCUCUCAAAGCCGCGGGUCGCGGACGCACCGUACCGAAUCCGCAACUACACGGGAUUUGACCUCAGUGUAUGGGCGGACGAGAAGAGUGACACCGCAGCGGCAGCCAGGCUUAGUGAUGGAGAGGAAUAUGCCUGGCGCUUUGAAGACGCAACGUCGAUGCGGGAGAAUCUCACCCCAGAAGGAAACGCGGGCUUGGUCGGAGUCAAACUCGAAGACAGCGGCUUUGAUAGCGUCAGCCGGAUCGCUGUCAUCCGCGAGGGGGAGACGUUGUACAAUCUCAAACCAAGAAAGGACAACGUCCAGCACCGCAUGCUGGUGGAGGUGCAACUCGGGCCGGAUCACGUCAAGUACAUUACCUUCCGCUCGCCACUCCUGGUUGAGAACAAGACCCAGAUCCCCAUUGAGAUGGCCGUCUACAGUCCAAGAGAGGGCCACCUGCUGAAGAUUGAGAAGAUUGCUCCGGGCGAGGGAAAGCCUGCUCCUGUCGGAGCCGCAUAUGUUCAUUCUCUUGUCGUGCGUCCUGAUCAAGGGUUUGGAUAUGGCUGGUCAAACGAGCGAUUGUUUUGGAAAGAUCUCUUGAAACGAUCGACCCGAACGAUCACCUGCGAGUCGGAGACCAGGGAUGAGUCACCUCCGUUCUUCUUCCAAAUGCAUGCUUCGUAUGACAGUAAAGAUCCGAUGACCAAGAUCUAUCCUUAUAUGAGAAUACGAAUUUCUGCACCGGUGGAAGUCCAGAAUCUCCUGCCCUACGAUUUCAAGUAUCGCAUCUACGACAAGAACACGAAGAAGGAUUGGACCAAUUUCCUCCGCAAAGGAGGCGUCAGUCCCGUGCAUGUCGUGGAGCUUUCCCAUCUCUUACUGCUCAGCGUCGACAUCGAGGACACACCUUUCAAGCAGAGUGAUUUUGCCAUCAUCAACACUCAAGAAGAGUUUCGACGUGAGAAACAACUCCAAUUGAAGGAUGGGUAUAACGCCCAGCUCCGGCUUAAGCUUCACUAUACGAACAUCAAAGACAGCGGGGGCGCAUUUCGAGUCUCCGUCUACAGCCCAUACGUACUCUUGAACAAAACCGGACUUGAAAUGAGCGUUCAGAGCAAGGCGUUUUUGGGCUCCUCCAAAACUUCCUCAUCACACGCCGCACGGACCGGCUUUGGGAAGGGAAAAGCUUUACCCAUGAUGUUCUCUUAUCCCACCGACGAUCGCAAGAAUCGAUCACUCUUGAAGAUUGGAGACUCGACUUGGAGCAAGCCGCAGAGCUUUGACGCCAUCGGGAGCUCAUAUGAAGUUGUUUUGGCUUCCGCAUCCGGUAAAUCAGAACUGCAUGUUGGAGUCUCUGUGGCAGAGGGCAAGGGAAAAUACAGCUUGACAAAAGUCGUCACGUUGGCUCCUCGGUUUAUGCUGAAGAACAGGAUCGGCGAGGACGUGGAGCUGCGCGAACCCGGAUCAUCGGAGGUCCUCAGGAUGAAACCCAAUGACCUCCUGCCCAUUUAUUUCAUGCGACAUAGUCCAGAGAAACAGCUCUGCCUCUGCUUCCCUGGAGUGAAUAACCAGUGGUCGUCUCCAUUCAACCUCGCUAAUGUUGGGAUGACGCAUGUCAAGCUGGCCAAACAAGGUCAACGACAAAGGCUGAUCCGUGUGGAAAUCAUCCUUGAAGAUGCGACUUUGUUUUUGCAUUUCAGCAUCGAGACCAGUCACUGGCCGUUCUCCAUGCGAAACGAAAGCGAUACCGAAUUUCUGUUCUUCCAGGCGAAUCCGAACAUUGCCGAGGAUGAAGAAGAAGACCGUGGGAGCGGGUGGAAGCCGAUCCGAUACAAACUGCCUCCUCGAAGCAUUAUGCCAUAUGCCUGGGAUUACCCUGCGUCGAAGAACAAAGAACUUGUUCUCACUGCCCGAGGCAGAGAGCGAUAUGUCAAACUCGUGGAAAUCGGCAAUCUGAUACCCAUCAAGUUGCCACCGGAUGAACGUGGGGGUCCUAUGAAAGUCAUCGAUGUCAAUAUCGUGGCCGACGGGCCCACGCAAACGCUGGUGCUGUCCAACUACAAACCGUCAAGAUCAUUGUAUCGGCAGAAAACCGGCCAAACGACGGCCUCACAAACGAGUCUCAAUCAAGGAUUUGAAGUCAAGUUGAUCGAGUCCGAGGUCAAUUUCAAGGCAGAGCUUCGCCUGGGUGGUAUAGGGAUAUCUCUCGUCAACAGCAACUUGAAAGAACUGAUGUAUCUGACUUUCCGUGAGAUCGAGUUCAAGUACGGAGAUUCCAAAUUGUACCAGACGCUGAACGCGACAGUCAAGUGGAUACAGUUCGACAACCAGCUGUAUGGCGGCAUCUUCCCCAUUCUGUUGUACCCGAGCGUGGUACCAAAGACGGGAAAAGAAAUGGAAGCUCAUCCUAUCUUCCACACCAUGGUCACCAGGGUCAAAGAUGACUCGUACGGUGUUCUCUACGUCAAGUAUGCCACGCUGCUUCUACAACAGAUUACCGUAGAGCUCGACGAGGAUUUCAUCUUCGCGAUGCUGGACUUCCUGAAAGUUCCUGGCGCGUCGUGGGCAGAAGAGAAGGAAGGGAAGCUCUGUGACGAAGACUUGGACGUUCCCGAACCCACCCGAGAGGAACAAGGACAAGAUGUUUACUUCGAACUGCUCCAUUUGCAGCCCAUUCAACUGGAUCUGUCGUUUGUCAGAACCGAACGCAUCAACGCCGAGGAGGCCUUUGUGAACAGCCCGUUGAUGUUCUUUGUAAAUGUGAUGACCAUGUCCAUGGGCAAUGUCAACGAUGCUCCCAUCAAACUCAACGCGCUCAUGUUGGAAAAUGCAAGAAUAUCUGUUCCGGCAUUGAUGGCAAACAUCCAAAGCCACUACACGCAAGAAGUCCUCCGCCAAGUUCAUAUCAUUCUCGGGUCGGCAGACUUCUUGGGCAACCCGGUGGGCUUGUUCAACAGCGUCAGUUCCGGCGUGGCGGACAUCUUCUACGAGCCGUACCAGGGUCUCGUGAUGACAGACCGACCGCAGGAACUGGGAAUUGGUAUCGCCAAAGGAGCGAGCAGUUUCGUCAAGAAGUCCGUCUUCGGGUUCAGUGACAGCAUGGCCAAAUUUACCGGAUCCAUGUCCAAGGGACUGGCGGCCGCCACGAUGGACAAGGAGUUCCAGGACCAGAGACGGAUGUCCAAGAGCAGGAACCGACCCAAACAUGCUCUCUACGGCGUCACAUCCGGAGGCAGCGCCUUUGCCGCCAGUAUGGCCAGCGGUAUUGGAGGCCUCGCCCGCCACCCGCUCGAGGGUGCAGAGCGAGAGGGGGCCUUGGGUUUCGUGAAGGGCGUAGGGAAAGGUGUGCUGGGACUUGCGACAAAACCCGCAAUUGGCGCUUUCGAUCUCGCAUCCAAUGUGGCCGAAGGCGUCCGGAACACCACGACAGUCUUUGACGCGGAGGGCCUUGACCGUGUACGCUUGACUCGUUUCAUCGGCAUGGACGGGAUCGUCCGUCCUUAUUCCCAACGGGAAGCACUGGGACAAUUUUGGCUGAAGACGUGUGACGACGGCAAAUAUUUCAGCGAAGACUACAUUGCCCAUCUGGAGCUUGAGGGCCGCGACAUGAUGGUCAUGAUUACGUAUGACCGGAUCCUCAUGAUUCGAACCAAGAAGUUGCGGAUGGAAUGGGAUGUCAAAUUGACAGAUGUGCAAACAAUCAGCAAAGAGAGGACUGGUAUGAGCAUUGGAUUGAAAGGCGGAGCAAACGGACCUUUCAUUCCUGUCACCGACGAAGGAAGCAGAAACUGGCUAUACAGGCAGAUUGCUAUCGCCGUGAACGCUUUCAAUGACAAAUACAACGCCAAAGGAUGA